This is a messenger RNA of Kalmanozyma brasiliensis GHG001, 2928 nucleotides long. RefSeq names its product Oligopeptide transporter, OPT superfamily. Gene Ontology annotation, molecular function: oligopeptide transmembrane transporter activity. The transcript has a single exon. Gene Ontology annotation, biological process: transmembrane transport. Lineage: Eukaryota; Fungi; Basidiomycota; Ustilaginomycetes; Ustilaginales. The record is from RefSeq and is a predicted model, not a curated record. Bases 1 to 2928 code for a protein of 975 amino acids.
AUGACAAGACCAAAGACGGCGACCCUUCGUCCUUCGACCUCUGGCGGUCGGAUCGAUCCGACAGUCGGCCAGACAGCAUCCCGAGCUCCGCAAAACGAGCAGACUCCCACGACGGAUGACAAAGAAAUUCUCUAUUCGUCGAGCGAUUCCACCUACGAGGGUGACAGCGACGACAAUGAUCGGGAUCAACAGCAUCAUCAAGCCACAGACGAAGAUGACGACGUUUUUGCUUUUGCUCCUCCUGGUCUCGGCAUUCCAGCGAUUCAGGUUGUCCCGGCACCGUCGAGCUUGCCAGCGCCCCCGCCUCCCGCUUUCAGCAACAUCGAACAUCCGGCCGAGGAUCAGCGCAAAAGUAUCCUCUGUGACGAUCAACAAAACGCCGCCGUCAACGACGGCAGAGCCAACCUCGUGCACGUGCAAGAGCCGACGCACGAGGCUCCAGACGCUGUCGAGCAGCAGACGAAUCGACCUAUUCAGCGCUCCACCUCGAUCAAGUGGGGUCCUUCGACGCACGAAGGUGGCGGCGGCGUAGGCGAUGGCUCUGGCUCUGGCAAACAUCGUGACUUGCCCGGCUCUCCGGCCUCCUCGACGUGGCAUGACGGCGCUGCCUGCAGCAAUCAAGCCGGCACCACGACUCCUACUUCAGACAGUGCCGACUUGCUUCGUAUGCGGUCGCAGCCCUUCUCGCGUCGUGUCGAGCUCGAGCUGGAAGAAGAAGAAGACUCGCCCUACCCCGAAGUGCGCGCGUCCGUGUCCAACGUCGACGACCCUUCCAUGCCAGCCAUCACUUUCCGCUCGAUCGUGUUCGGGCUGACUCUGUCCGCCUUUGCGUCGGCGGUCAACACGUUUCUCUCGCAGCGCAAUCCUCCUAUGCAGAUCGCCGGCAUCAUUAUCCAGAUUCUCGUCCAUCCGAUCGGCAUGCUCUUGGCAAAGGUCCUUCCCAUUCGAUCGUUUCGCAUCAAGUUGCCGAAACUGCGAAGAGACCGAAGCGGCAAGCGCAGAACCACGUCGCACACCUGGUCGGUCAACCCGGGACCGUGGAACAUCAAGGAGCACACCGUCGUCAUGGUCGCCACCACGACGGGCCUCAAUCCUUCCUACUCGUUGUCGUUGCUCCUAGCGCAAGACCUGCCCCUGUUCUGGGAUGAUCGGCGUCCAUUCCUGUACGGCUUCCUUUCGAUUUCGGCGACGCAGCUGAUCGGUCUCGCGCUGACCGGCUUUGUGCGCCAGGUCCUUGUCGAACCAGCGUCGAUGGUCUGGCCGCAAAACCUAGCCGUUUCGACCGUGCUGAACACCCUUCAUGCCGAUGAGGAUUCCAUCCCGCGUCGAGGCCAACGCCAGAUGUCCCGUCUCGCCUUCUUCAACCUGGUCUCGCUCGUCGCCUUUGUCGUCUACCUCUUCCCCGGCUACCUCGCCAUCUCGCUCUCGGUGUUCAACUGGGUCUGUUGGAUCUGGCCGAACAAUGUGCCUGUCAACGUCGUCUUUGGCACUGCGAGCGGGUUGGGUGCGAGCGUGUUGACGUUCGACUGGACGCAGGUGACCUAUCUGAGUUCGCCGCUGGUGGCGCCUUGGUGGGCGCAGGUCAACCUGUUUGCCGGGUUCGUGGCGGGCAUUUGGAUCGCUGCGCCGAUCUUAUACUUUACCAACGCGCUGCACACCGCCUAUCUACCGAUCUUGUCGGGGGCCAGCUUCGACCGCUUCGGCCAGCAUUACAACGUCACCCUCGUCUCGCCCGAUCGCCACACGCUGCUCGAGGAGGCUUACGAGGGCUAUUCGCAGGUGUACAUCUCUGCAGGGCUGAUCGUCACCUACUUUGGCGGGUUUGCGGCCAUCACUACGACGAUUGUCCACACAGCGCUGUACCAUGGCCGGUUCGUAUGGGGGAGGAUGCGAUCGAAUAGGGGCUUGCCGGACGAUGUGCAUGCGCGAUUGAUGCGGCGAUAUGCUGGCGUUCCCUUGCUCUGGCACGCCGUGCUGCUGAUCGCCGGUCUCGCCAUGUCGGUCUGUCUGGCGACUGCUUACGGCACAGGGCUACCCAUCUGGGCGUUGUGCCUGGCCAUCCUCAUCCCUAUCAUCUACAUCAUUCCGCUGGGCUUCAUCUUUGCCACGAGUGGCUACCCGCCCGGCGUCAACCUCGUCUCGGAGCUGCUUGCCUCGUGGGUCCUUCCCGGCAGACCGCUGCCGGUGAUGAUGUUCAAAGCGAUCGGCCAGCAGACGCUCUCGUUCGCGCUGCUGUUCGCGCAGGAUCAGAAGCUGGCGCACUACAUGAAGGUGGCGCCUCAACCGAUCUUUCUCGUCCAGGUGCUCUCGAUCCUCGUCAACAGCGUCGUGCAGAUGCUGACGAAGAACUUUAUGCGGGACCACAUCGUCGAUCUGUGCGAUCCGGAUCAGCCGCAGUACUUCACGUGUCCGGGCGUCAACCUCUUCUACACCGCCUCGGUGCUGUGGGGUGCCAUCGGAGUGGAGCGCAGCUUUGGGCCUACGUCGCCCUACCGUCCGCUGUUCUUCGGUCUGCUCGUGGGCGCUGUUGUGCCGGUCGUGACGUGGUUUGCGUCGAGAAAGCUAAAGUGGUCGUGGACAAAGCUCAUUGCGACCCCAAUCUUCUUUGGCGGCAUGAGCAUGGCACCGCCUGCAUCAGGGAUCAACUUUACCUCGGCCAUCGUCGUCGGCUUCGUGUUCCAAUACUGGAUGCGACGACACCGCGUGGGCUGGUGGGCGAGGUACAACUUUGUGCUGGCGGGUGCGCUGGAUUUCGGCACGCUGCUGUCGUGCAUGAUGAUCUACUUUGUGCUGCAGCUGCCGAAGGACGGGGCGUUGGAGUUGGAGUGGUGGGGGAAUACGGUGUUUAUGGACACGGCGGAUGCCAACGAGGUGCCGCUGCUCCAGGUGCCGGAUGAAGGCUUUGCGCCGGCCCCAGGGGCGGCGUAG